This is a messenger RNA of Drosophila persimilis, 1671 nucleotides long. Its product is annotated as GDP-fucose protein O-fucosyltransferase 2. NCBI's taxonomy places the organism in Eukaryota, Metazoa, Arthropoda, Insecta, Diptera, Drosophilidae. Gene Ontology annotation, molecular function: peptide-O-fucosyltransferase activity. The record is from RefSeq and is a predicted model, not a curated record. Bases 16 to 1503 code for a protein of 495 amino acids. The transcript has a single exon. Gene Ontology annotation, biological process: protein O-linked glycosylation via fucose.
UUAAAAAGUUUAAAAAUGCAUAAAAUGCAUAGGUGGCGGUGUUCUGGGCUGAGGCUGCUGCUGGUGCUCCUUUUACUGCCAUCCUCGAUUGCUAUCGCGGAUCGGCCAGCGACCCGCAACCGCACAGAGUCCCACCGAACGGCCGUCAGGAGCAACAGCAAUGUUUGCAAGAGCCGGCAAUUCUGGCAAACGAUUCCACUGAUGGACACCUGUCCUCCCGGUAUAUUGCCCCUGCGGGGCACCGUCUACAUACUCUACGAUGUGAACAUCUCCGAGGGCUUCAAUCUGCGUCGCGAUGUUUACAUCCGCUUGGCCGUGUUCGUUCGGCGUCUUCGCAGACGCAAACGCUUCCAAAAUGUUCGUUUGGUGCUGCCGCCAUUUCCACGCCUUUACCACUGGCACUCGCACCACUUGAAGCAGAACGACGUGGCCUGGGGCCACUUCUUCGACCUGGACAGCCUGCGCCGCUACGCCCCCGUCCUAGACUACAGUGAGUUCCUCGCCGAGUACCGUAUGUUUGGUAUGCCGGCCCCGCCCUACGUUCACAUCUCGCAAGUUUUCCGCCUCAUGCACUACGAGAUCAUGCUGGAGCAGGGCAUCUUCCGCGACAAGUACGAGCGGGUUGCUCCCAAGCUAGACAAUAACUCUUGCAACGAAUACUCAACUGCGGGGGGCCCGUUGCUAUCGCAGAAUCUGCUGCGCUACGGACAGUACCAUUGCGUUCACUUUCAGGGUAGUGCUGGGCUGCUGGAGCGGCUGUUGCGUGAGGCCAUCACAGAGGAUACGGCCGGGGCCGAGGACGUUGACGACAUGCGGGUAUACGCGAUCCUCAGUGCCGAGACCGUGCUGCACGACCACUGGGGUGACGAGCACUUUUGGAAAGCCCGUCGCUCGAUGCGCUUCUCCAAAUACCUCAGCCAGGUGGCAGCUGAUUUCCUGCGCUACGCCUUCGACACCACGGACACCACGGCGGGCGUCCAGCGGCCGGCCAUGUGGGAGAUGGAGCGACCUAAGCGCGAUGCACGCGGCGGGGACUUUAUAUGCGCACACCUGCGUCGUGGCGACUUCGUACGGUCGCGAGAGGCUACCACGCCUAACCUGAAGUCGGCCGCCCAGCAGAUCAAGCAGCUGCUAAGGGCAUUUAAUGCGACCACAGUGUUUCUAUCGACCGAUGCCACCCCUUACGAUCUGGUGCAAAUGAAGAACAUGUUCUAUGGAUUCCGAUUCGUGCACUUCCAGCCGGAGUCGAAUUUGCAGCGACAGAAACUGAAGGACGGCGGCGUUGCCAUUGUUGAUCAGUUGGUGUGCUCAUAUGCCCGCUACUUCAUUGGCACCUACGAGAGCACCUUCACAUACCGGAUCUACGAGGAGCGCGAGAUCCUGGGCUUCAGCAAGACCAGCACCUUCAACACCAUCUGCAAGGUUGUGGGCGGAAACUGUCCCCGCAACGCAGUCUGGCCCAUCGUCUGGGACGACGAUAGCGACAACGACACACCGUACUGAAUAAUUUUCGUGUUCUUGGCGGCUGUCUAUUAUCUGUGAAUCUCGAAUAUCUAGUUGGAUGUCUAGACAUAGUUUCUGUGAGACCACCACUACCAUAAUUCCGAACAAACUGCGAUUAUGUACCAAAAAGAAUAAGUCAAUAGUCAUUAAACAAUACAUAUUUCAGCA